CCGCCACAUGAUAAAGCUGGGGAGCCAGCCGGAAGCAAAAUGGAAACGAAACCUGCCCUCCCUCCCCUCCCCCUUCUUCCUCCCCUCGUCUACCGGGAUCCUCCAUCCCUUGUUCAUCCCCAUCCCCAUCUCCCCUCGCUUCCCCAGCGCAUUUCCAAUUCCCAGGUGACAAGCCAUCUUCGCCAUCGUUAGCUACCCGACAUGUAAGCCACUGAGACGAGUAGGAGCUGUAGCAGUAAUUGACCGCUGGAAACUCGGUGAGCACCACCGGUACUUGUAACUCGGUAGGACUAGAGUCUCUCUGGACUGGACUUACUGCUCGCCCACCUAGCGGAGCGGGGUGGACUCCUGUCGCCAUGCAGUCCGGCUACGGCAGCGUCUCCGAGUUCCAGCAAUUCAUCAUGGAUGGCGGCUUCGUCAUGUCCGCGCCGCCGCCGCAGCAGCCGCCCCAGCCUCCUGCUGCAGCCGCGGGGCAGGAGCUGGUCGGGCCCUUCAGGUACCAGCCGCUGCACCACCACGCCCUGCCACCGCAGCACCACCACCACGCGCCGCCCAUGCCGCCCCACUUCGCGCACUUCGCCGGCGGCGGCAUACCCUUCACGCAGCAGCUCCUGCACCAGACCACCGCCGCAGGGCACCACCACCACCACCUCCAGCUCUUCCACGAGCAGCAGCACCACCACCAGCACAAGCCCCAGCCCCCACCGCCGCAACAGCAGCACCAGCACCAGCCGCCGUCGGUGCCGGCAAGGUGGGCCCCGCAACACCACCACCACCACCUCGGCUUCGACGUCGAGGCCACCGUGCCGGAGAGCUCCGGACCCAUCAACGGGAGCGCGGCCUCGGGUGGCGCCGCCCCUCCGGGCGUUCCCCCUUUCUUGGCCGCCGCCAUGAACUUCAAGCUGGCGGUCGACGCCGGCGGCGGCAGCGGCGCCACAGGAGGCACGGACGACGCCCUCAACGACGGAGGCGGCGGCGGGGGAAGCGGCAUGAUGCUUCACGUCGGGGGCGGCGGCGGCGACGACGAGGCGGCCACCGAGAGCCGGCUCCGCCGGUGGCCCGGGGACGAAGAGACCUCCAUCAAAGAACCCACCUGGCGGCCGCUCGACAUCGACUACUUACACAGCACAAGCAGCAGCAAGAGGGCGGGCAAGGAGAAGGUAGCCACGCCGGAAUCCCCCGCGCCGGCAGCUGCGGCCAAUUAUUUCAAGAAGGGAGACGACAAUGUGGCCGCAGCCGCCGCCGCGGUGUCCGCGGCCGGGGGCAACUACAAGCUGUUCAGCGAGCUGGAGGCCAUCUACAAGCCGGGGAGCGGUGGCACGGGCGGCGCCCAGACGGGCUCUGGCUCCGGCCUCACCGGCGACGACAAUGCCAUUCUGGAGCCGGUUGUGCCCGACCUCCCGGGCGCGGCGGCCGCGGACGCGCCGCAGCUCAACACAUCAGAUACGUCGGCCGGGGAGGACGCUGCGGCAGUGGUGCAGCCGCAGCCGUCAGCGGACGCGGCGCGGCGCAAGCGGAAACGGCGGCGGCAGGAGCAGCUGAGCACGUCCGCGUCCUUCUUCGAGCGCCUGGUGCAGCGGCUGAUGGAGCACCAGGAGAGCCUCCACCGCCAGUUUCUGGACGCCAUGGAGCGCCGCGAGCGGGAGCGCGCCGCGCGCGACGAGGCGUGGCGCCGGCAGGAGGCCGACAAGUUCGCACGCGAGGCCGCUGCGCGCGCGCAGGACCGCGCCAGUGCUGCCGCCCGCGAGGCCGCCAUCAUCUCCUACCUCGAGAAGAUCUCCGGCGAUUCCAUCACCCUCCCGCCGCCCGCCGAAGACAUCAACCAGGACGCCGCGGCCGGCGUCGGCAAGGAGCUCGUGCCCUACGAAGGUGGUGACACGGCGCCCGGCGGCGGUGGCGCGCUGCAUUUCAGCACGUCGCGGUGGCCGAAGCACGAGGUGGAGGCGCUGAUCCGGGUGCGCACGGGGCUGGAGGGACGGUUCCAGGAGCCUGGGCUGAAGGGUCCGCUGUGGGAGGAGGUGAGCGCGCGCAUGGCGGCGGCGGGGUACGGGCGCAGCGCGAAGCGGUGCAAGGAGAAGUGGGAGAACAUCAACAAAUACUUCCGCAAGGCGAAGGAGAGCGGCAAGAAGCGGCCGGCGCAAGCCAAGACGUGCCCCUACUUCGACGAGCUGGACCGCCUGUACUCCCGCUCAGGCUCUGGUGGCGUUCAGUCCUCCACGGCCGCCGACGCCAAUGCCGGCGCGGGCGACGACGCCAAGGCGAGCUCCGAGCUGCUGGACGCGGUGGUCAAGUACCCCGACGUGCACUACGGCCCCCCGGGUUUCGUGUUCGACAGGGAGCAGAGUGAGGCCUGCGGCGGUGGCAAUGAAGGCCAGGAGGACGCCGGCGACGACGGGAAAGAGGAUGGCGGCGGAGAGGAGGACGGCAUUGACAAGGGGAGAGCCGGCGAUGAUCAGGACGACGAAGUGGAGAGCCAUGGCCACGAUGAUCACUAGCUCGAUCUAACUCGGGUAGCUGCAUGCAUGAUGCGAUGCGAGCUGGGCGCCGACGUAGAGCGAGUUGAACGAGUAUUUGUUGUUUGCUUAAUCUGUUUGCUCUUUCUUGUUAGCUAUAUAUUACUUCACCUUCACUUCUCUUUACUUGUUGCUAGUAUCACUACUUCUCUACUCUAAUUAUAUAUGAUCUAUCAUCCACAAGAGAUUAGUUUAAUCAAUUUAUUAAUUACUGUAUGGGUUGAUCAUCA
This is a messenger RNA of Phragmites australis (common reed), 2743 nucleotides long. Its product is annotated as trihelix transcription factor GTL1-like. The coding region runs from base 357 to 2495 and encodes 712 amino acids. NCBI's taxonomy places the organism in Eukaryota, Viridiplantae, Streptophyta, Magnoliopsida, Poales, Poaceae. The record is from RefSeq and is a predicted model, not a curated record. The transcript is spliced from 2 exons.